AUGGAACAAAUUAAUUCAAAUAGCAGGAAAAAACUGCAACAAUUAGACAUAUUUAAAAGAUAUGCCGCUGAAUCUAAAGAUGGCAAUGGGGAACUUGUACUAUCUUAUAAUGAUUUUAUUGAAUUGAUCUCUAAUUCACAGAGACUUUAUUCUACUUUAACAGACCAUUCUUUUAAUUUAAAUCAUGUACCGAAUAAUACAUUCGGUUGUAUUUUUUUCGCUAUUGAUGAGCAUAAUAAAGGUUAUUUAACUAUUAAUGAUUGGUUCUAUUUUAAUAACAUUUUGGAAUGUAAUAAUUAUAAUUUGAUUUUAUUAUAUGAAUUUUUCAGAAAAUUCGAUAUUGAACAAUUAAAACAUGAUACAAUAGAAAAUAGUAAUACUUCUAUUGAUACGCAUCGGAUGAAAGCUAUUAAUUAUAGUGAUCGAUUCCUAGAUUUCAAUGAUUUAUUAUUAAACGUAUCACAAUUUAAAACAACAAUAAGUUUAUUACAGAAUUCUUUACAAAAUGAAACAAAUUCUCUUAAGGAGAUCGGUGUAUUACUUGAUUGGAAUAAAUCGCCUCUUUGGAAACUUUAUGAAAUAUUCCCAUAUGGUGGAGUUUCACAUAUGAAGAAAUCAAACGCUUUUAUUAGUUUAAAUUCUUUAAUGACAAUGUUACAAAAUGAUUUAAAGAAUGAUAGAUUAAAAUUAGGCUUUGAACGAUUAGCAAAACUUGAUCCAAGACAAAACUGUUUAACGAUAUCAAAGGCUCAAUUGAUUUAUCUUUUAAAAGGUCUUUAUUCUCAUAGAGUCUCAUCUGAUAUUUUCGAUUCCUUAGAUGAUAUUACUACUUCAUGGAAUUCAUUAAAACAUGAUAAUCAAACCAUUCCAUAUGGCGUCUAUAGAGAUGUGACAUAUCUAUUCGAGAAUUUUGAUUUAUUGAACCAAGUAUUAUUGAAACAUGCAAGUGCUAGUGGAUUGACCGCCAGUGAUUUAAGAGAAUAUAUUAUCGAUAAAGAGACAUUGAUGGAUUUAUUAAACACUCAAUACAAUAAAGUUAAUAAUUUGACACAAUUCUCCCCUACACAAAUUGAUUUAUUAUUUAAGAUUAUUUUAAAUUCAAAAAAUUUACAUAAGAGAAAGAAUAAUGAAGAUAAUAAUGAUCAAUCAGAAAAGAUGAAACAUUUCCAUGAGGAUUCACAAAUAAACGAUUUUAUUAGAACAGAGUAUAUGUAUGGUACAAAUGAAAAACCAAAGACUAAACUAGAAUCGUUUAAUGAUAAUUAUAUUGACCAAUCAAAUGAAUUUUGUCAAGAUACAUCGGAAUAUAUGGAUAUUCCAGGUCAAAAAAAAUCCUUUUUCAAGCAUAUAUUUGGUUCUAAUACUAAUACAACUAGUAUUAAUAAAGAUGAUGAUAAUUUGACUAUUGAAGAUUUCACAAAAAUUAUUAAUCCAAAUUAUUUGAACGAUAUUAUUCAUAUCCUAGAAUUACAGAAUGUUAAAAAUAGUUCCCUAUAUGUGAAUUAUUAUUUCUAUCCAAUAUUUGAUUCGAUCUACAAUUUUAGUUUGGGUUCUAUUGCAGGUUGUAUAGGUGCUACCGUAGUUUACCCUAUUGAUUUCAUUAAGACCAGGAUGCAAGCACAGCGUUCUAAUGCAAAAUAUAAGAAUUCAAUUGACUGUUUGCUAAAAGUUGUUAAAUCAGAAGGUAUCAGAGGUCUUUACUCUGGCCUCGGUUUUCAAUUGAUUGGUGUAGCUCCAGAGAAGGCAAUUAAAUUAACAGUUAAUGAUUUUAUGAGAAAAAGGCUUGUAGGUAAUCAAAAUCAACUGAGUGUAACUGGGGAAAUAUUCUCCGGUGCAUCUGCAGGGAUGUGUCAAGUCAUUUUCACUAAUCCUAUUGAAAUUGUUAAGAUUAGAUUACAAGUAAAAUCAGAAUAUGUUGCUAGCGCAGACACAACGGCGAUUCAAAUCAUUAGAAGUCUAGGUUUAUCGGGUCUAUACAAAGGUGUAGCAGCAUGUCUAAUGAGAGAUGUACCAUUUUCUGCAAUAUAUUUCCCUACAUAUGCACAUUUGAAAAAAGAUCUUUUCCAAUUUGAUCCUAAUGACAAAACUAAGAGAAAUAGAUUAAAGACUUGGGAAUUAUUAUUAGCUGGUGGUAUUGCUGGUAUGCCUGCGGCAUUCUUAACAACACCAUUUGAUGUUGUUAAGACAAGACUACAGAUUGAACCAAAACAAGGUGAAACUAGUUAUAAAGGUAUUUUCCACGCAUUUAAAACUAUUUUAAAGGAAGAAAGCUUUAGAAGUUUCUUUAAAGGAGGUGGUGCUAGAGUAUUGAGAAGCUCACCUCAAUUUGGGUUCACCUUGGCAGCAUAUGAACUAUUUAAAAAUGCAUUCCCUGUACCUUCUUUUAAGGAUGAUUUUAAAACGCCAAAAGAUGGGUCGACAGAUAUAGGCUCAUCCAUAAAUUCAUUGGCCGUGUUCUCACAACAGGCUAAAAAUAAUUCCAAAAAGUCUGGUUACAAUUCUAACAUGGAAUUAUAUGGACCUACUAUAGACCCAUAUAGUUCAAACUAUCUAAAUUACUACUAUAAGAGCUGUGAAGUGGCUAAGACGUUUAUCGAUCUAGAUAGUAAUUUUGCCAAAUUUGACAGAUCAGUAUAUUCUAAAUUCAAUGAUUACUUGAAGAGCGUCAGGAGUACGAAGUAA
Messenger RNA from Maudiozyma saulgeensis, 2682 nucleotides. Lineage: Eukaryota; Fungi; Ascomycota; Saccharomycetes; Saccharomycetales; Saccharomycetaceae. The record is from the annotation of a GenBank genome assembly.